This is a messenger RNA of Porites evermanni, 1539 nucleotides long. The record is from the annotation of a GenBank genome assembly. Lineage: Eukaryota; Metazoa; Cnidaria; Anthozoa; Scleractinia; Poritidae.
AUGAUUCUUCCAGUUAUAUUUCAUAAUCUUCAAGGUUAUGACGCACAUUUGUUUAUAAAGCAACUUGCUUGUUUACCAGGUGAUUUAAACUGUAUUCCAUCAACAGAGGAAAAAUAUAUUUCGUUUUCGAAAAAGAUUAAAGUUGCUGAGUAUAAAUCUAAAAUUACUGGAGAAAUGGUUUCAUUGAAUUUUGAAGUACGAUUUAUAGAUUCACUAAAGUUUCUUCAAUCAUCACUUGCUAAUCUUGUUGGAAAUUUACAACCAGAAGAUUUUAUUAAUACAAAAAAAAUAUUUAAGAAGAAUGUAGAUUUACUAACUCGUAAAGGUGUUUAUCCUUAUGAUUAUGUUUCAUCUCUAGAAAAACUAUCUGAAAAAAAGCUACCUCCAAAAGAAGAAUUUUACUCCUACUUAAAUGAUGAAGGUAUAUCAGAUGAUGAUUAUCAACAUGCUAUUAAUGUUUGGAAUACUUUUAAUUGCGAAACAAUCAGAGAUUAUCACAAUCUUUACUUAAAGUCUGAUGUUUUACUUUUGGCAGAUGUAUUUGAGAAUUUUAGAAAAACUUGUCUCUACCAUUACAAUCUGGAUCCAGCACAUUAUUAUACAUCUCCCGGUCUAGCAUGGGAUGCUUGUCUAAAAGAAACAGGUCAAGAAUUAGAACUAUUGUAUGAUUAUGAUAUGUUAAUGAUGUUUGAGCAAGGUAUUCGUGGUGGUAUUACUCAUAUAUCAAAAAGAUAUUCAGAAGCAAAUAACAAAUAUAUGAAAGAUUACAAUCCUGAUAAAGAGUCUACUUUUAUUCAAUAUUUAGAUGCUAAUAAUCUUUACGGUUGGGCAAUGUUACAAUCACUUCCAACACAUGGAUUUAAAUGGAUGAGUGAUUUAACAAAAGAAAAUGUAAUUGAUAUUUUGGAGAAAACAAAUCAUAGUAUGAUAAAUCCAAGGAAAGGUAAAGGAUAUAUAUUUGAAGUAGAUCUGGAGUAUCCUGAAAAACUAUGGACAUCACAUAAUGACUAUCCUCUAGCACCUGAGAAAAUGAUUGUUAAUGGUGUUGAAAAGUUAAUUAGUCAUUUUAAACCCCGAAAGAAUUAUGUUGUGCAUUAUCGUAGUCUUAGACAAUGUCUUGAGUUGGGUAUGAGAAUUACUGCUGUUCAUAGAGGAAUUUCAUUUUAUCAGUCUCCUUGGAUGGAACCUUAUAUAAGAAAGAAUACCGAACUUAGAAAGACAGCAGCCAACAAUUUUGAGAAAGACUUUUUCAAACUAAUGAAUAAUAGUGUUUUUGGAAAAACAAUAGAAAACAUAAGAAAAAGACAAAAUAUACAUCUUAUUGAUAAUCGUAAAAAAGCUGCAAAAUUAACAAGUCGUCCAAACUUUGAAAGAGCAACAAUAUUUGAUAAAAAUCUUAUUGCAGUACAUAUGAAAAAGACUGAAAUUUAUUUUAAUAAACCAGUAUAUGUUGGUCAAGCAAUUCUAGAUUUAUCAAAAACACUAAUGUUUAAUUUUCAUUACACAUACAUUAAAGAGAAAUAUAAAAAUAAAGCAGAA